Molecule: messenger RNA, 2563 nt
Organism: Pseudomyrmex gracilis
Lineage: Eukaryota; Metazoa; Arthropoda; Insecta; Hymenoptera; Formicidae
Gene: atms
Product: RNA polymerase II-associated factor 1 homolog
Exons: 8
Coding region: 146-1765 (539 amino acids)
Biological process (GO): transcription elongation by RNA polymerase II
Cellular component (GO): Cdc73/Paf1 complex
Molecular function (GO): RNA polymerase II complex binding; chromatin binding
Source: RefSeq, a predicted model, not a curated record
UCCCGUCUGUUGAUCACGUGGACAGAGAAACCGUGCGUGGUGUGUUGUGUAUCGCGGGUGAAGUGAAUUCGACUUUUUGACUCUCUUUCUCAGUUGCGAUCGAGCGAAUAAUCGGUAGCGCGUUUAUGACGGCACGUGUGUGACAAUGGCACCGACUAUUCAGACCAACGGCAAUCAAGCCGAUCGAGAUAAACGAGCGGUUAGACCGGCGGAAAAGAGAUCUGAACUCAUAUGCAGAGUUAAAUAUUGCAACACGCUACCGGACAUCCCGUUCGAUCCGAAAUUUAUAACUUAUCCGUUCGAGCCAACAAGGUUCAUUCAGUACAAUCCUACCUCGUUAGAGCGCAAUUACAAAUACGAGGUUCUGACAGAACACGACUUGGGUGUUGAAAUUGAUUUGAUAAAUAAGGAUACGUACGCGGGAGAUCCGAACGCGCAACUGGAUCCGGCUGAUGAGAAAUUACUCGAAGAAGACGUUCUGACUCCUCAGGACUCGAAACGUUCCAGACACCAUGCCAGAAGUGUCUCUUGGCUGAGACGCACAGAGUACAUCUCCACAGAAAGUACCCGAUUUCAGCCUCAAACUGCAGAUAAGGUUGAGGCUAAGGUCGGUUACAGUAUCAAGAAAAAUUUCAAGGAGGAGACUCUGUACAUGGACCGUGAGAGUCAGAUAAAAGCUAUAGAGAAAACUUUCGAAGACAAUAAAAAACCAAUUGAGAGGCACUACAGCAAAUCAAAUGUGGUACCUUUGGAGAUAUUGCCAGUGUACCCAGACUUCAAGUUGUGGAAAUAUCCUUGUGCCCAAGUUAUAUUUGACUCUGAUCCUGCGCCAACUGGUCGAUCAGUGCCUGCACAGAUCGAGGAAAUGUCACAAGCCAUGAUAAGAGGUGUUAUGGAUGAGAGUGGAGAACAGUUUGUGGCGUAUUUCCUACCUCUUGAGGAAACAUUGGAGAAGCGUCGACGGGACUUCACCGCUAACAUUGAGUACGCAGAUGACGACGAAUACGAGUACAAAAUGGCGAGGGAAUACAAUUGGAACGUCAAGAGCAAAGCCUCCAAGGGAUACGAGGAGAAUUAUUUCCUGGUUAUCAGACAGGAUGGGGUGUAUUAUAACGAGCUGGAGACGCGCGUGCGGUUGAGCAAACGGCGACAGAAAGCCGGGCAGCAGCCGAAUAACACGCGCUUGAUCGUUCGUCAUCGGCCUUUAAACGCCAACGAGUUCAGAAUGCAGAGAUAUCGAGAGAAGCAGUUGGAACCACCUGGAGAGGAAGACGAAGACGAAGAGGAAGAGGAAGAAGAGCAGGACGAACCUCAGCAGGAAGCGGAGAAAAACGACGAGAAAGGUUCCGAGGCGGAGAACGAGGAAGGAUCGCGGGCCUCAUCGAGAGCGUCCUCGCGAGCGUCCAGCAGAAAAUCGCGAUCAAAGUCGCGAUCGCGGUCUAAGUCCGGCUCAAGAUCGAAGUCGCGCUCGCGAUCAAAAUCUCGAUCGCAGUCCCGAUCGCGCUCGCGUUCUCAGUCGCGUUCGCCGUCGAAGUCGCGCAGCAAGUCGCGAUCCGGCAGUCCUCGAUCGAGAAACUCGUCGAAAUCGCGAUCGAGGUCCGCGUCAAGAUCGCGUUCCGGCACACCCGCCAAGUCACCGUCGAGAUCUCGGUCGAGCUCGCGUUCCAAGUCAAAGUCGAGGUCGCAGUCGAGAUCGAGAUCCGUUUCCGGUAGCGAAAGCGGUUCGGGAAGCGCGAGCGGCGAAAGUGGUUCGGAAAGUGAGUGAAUCGAGGAUCGCGGUAACGAUCGUUUUUCGCUUUUGGAACACUUGCAACCGCGAUUCGAGAUAAAAAAGAAAGUUCUAUACGCCACUGCUGUCGACUCGGUAUCUUCUAAAACCGAGUAAACCACAGGCUUGCGACAGUGCGCUUGCCGGCCAACUGUUUAAUUUUCAGAGCAGUUGCGCGCAAGCGUCGCCAUUUUUAUUCAGAAAACAUCGUUAGGACAAAUAUUUUUCUCACGUGAUUAUUAUAUGUUUUGUAAAAUUUUCAAUGAAGACAAAAUACAUGUAUUGUAGGAUAGUCACACACCGGCAUAAAUAUUCGAACUUAUUCUUUGAUGACACGUGAGGAAGUAUUACAUACACCGACUUGUACAAGUGCUGUGCGAAUGUCAAAGAAAUAAAUUCAUAAAAAAAAACAAACUUGACUUCAAUUUCUCUUUGCAGCGAGUACGUACAGUCGGCGUCAAUGAAUCGUUUCGCGGACCUGGGGGACUAGGGGUAAAGGCCAAAUCACACUAGCAAUUGAUCGGCGAUUAGCGAUUGGCGAUUGACAUUUAUCCAAUCACACUUAAAGGCCUAAAGUGUUUCCUUAUCCAAUCAAUUGCUAGUGUGAUUUGGCCUUAAGAGAGACGGUAUUCUCUAGCAAUAAGUAUUGCCAACGGGCGCCGUACUAACAAACUGUAGCAAAUCUCGAUGAAUUGACCAAUUACAGUAUUUACUGCUAGGGAGUAACGUGCCUCUUACUUCUAACUCACCGCGUCAACGAAACGAUUCAUUGACACCAACUGUACAUAGAUGUUA